This is a messenger RNA of Pseudophryne corroboree (corroboree frog), 2148 nucleotides long. RefSeq names its product cytochrome b-245 chaperone 1 homolog. Bases 59 to 676 code for a protein of 205 amino acids. The record is from RefSeq and is a predicted model, not a curated record. Lineage: Eukaryota; Metazoa; Chordata; Amphibia; Anura; Myobatrachidae. The transcript is spliced from 7 exons.
GUUGGCGCCCUAGGCAGAUGGCUAAUUGCAGCACUGACCCUGGAUACAUGAUGUUUAAAUGCCCUUAUUCCACCAUGAAGCAACAAACAAUUUGAGACAGCCAGUCAUGUAUAUGCAAGUAGAAAACCGUACAGGCACCCUCUUACAUUUGAAGAGGAAUCCCAGCAUUCGCUCCUGGUCCCUUUUAGUUGGGCUCUCAUCUGUGGGUUUGGCUGCUGCCUAUUAUAGUACAGAUUCCUGGGCCUGGAAGCUGUUUUAUGUGGCCGGCUGCCUGUUUGUGGCUAUUCAAAAUCUAGAAGAUUGGGAGGAAGCAAUUUUUGACAAGAGGGAAAGAAAAGCCACUCUGAAAACUUUCAAUUUGUACAAGAAAAUCCUGACAUUAUGUAAAGGAGGGCAUGAGCAAGUCGUGGUUCUUCUCAGUGACAUCCGGGAUGUGAAUGUCGAGGAGGAAAAAGUGAGAUAUUUUGGAAAGGGCUACCUAAUUGUCCUGCGUCUUGUAACAGGAAUUUCCCACCCCCUUACACAGAGCGCAGUACUAGGAGGCAGAAGCGACGUAGAAGCUGUAGCCAAACUACUCACAACAUUCCUAGAUCUAGACCUGGCUGGUUUUCACUCCCGGAUAGCAGAAGAGAGCAGUGACAGCGAGGAGACAUUGGACAAGGAGGAUGAAGAAUGAGUCUGCAUUAAAACAGGGCAUGGAGGAAUUCCGCAAUUAAGGCAGGCUGUCAUCCCAACAUCAGCCACUUCAUUUGGUGGCAUUACAGUGCUGUUGCCUAAUUUUUAUCCUGGUGACAUCACAACUUGGCUUGUCCCAUAGACCCUUCUGUACCAUCACAAAAGAUUUAUCUGAUCUUGAGGUAGAAAUCUUUGUUGCCUUUCUUCAAGCUGGUCUUUUCACAGAAACAUAGGUAUGCAUCUAGUAAGCCUGGCUGCUGUUUCUCACUGUGAUGUGAGAUGAAGCAUGCCAUAACCUGGAUAUUUGAUGCCACAAGGGAAAACCUUCUUUAAUUUUCUGGAAAGCUAAAACCUGCAUCUGCUAACUGUUUUUUUUUUUUUGUUUGUUUUUUUAUAAUCUUGCCUCAAGAUGGUCAACUUGAUUUAUUUUAACAAUUUUAUUGCACUAAUCCUUAUUGCGUUAACUCCUGCUCUUUUUGAAGGACGUGCCUUAGUACAUCAAUUCCAUAUGUUUUUAUUUAUAGAAGAGAAAUACCAAAAUCCAUAUGUGGCUCAGUGUUAAACUAUAUAAAACUUGAAAAAAGAACCAUUAAAUUCCGCUAAGAGAGAAAGUAUUAAAACGCUUGCCACUUGAAGGGCUGGCCACCUUUGCUUGCUUUCCCCACUAGAGAGAGUUUAAUGAGAUCUGAUUUUGCUGACUCCACAUCAGAUACCUUCUAGAAUAGAUGUCUGUUCUUGAUUGCCUACCCUGCCUUUGGGGGGUCAUACAAAUCUAAGACUCACUAUGUCACCAAACCCAACUUCUAUGACCAAAUCCAGGAUUAACUGAAAAAUACAAGUGUUCUUUUCGUUUUUUAAAAGUUUUUUUUUGAACAUUGUUAUGACCAGUAUAUCUGAGUAAGACUAGCUGUUGAAUCGUUACGUAGUUGUAUUGAAAGCAACUCGCUGAGCUGCUUUGUUCCAUAACAACAUUCACAUUCUCGUAUAGGUACUAUAGAAACAUUAAGCACUGCUAUGUUCUCCUGACACUUCCACUGUUCUUUGCAGCUGACAGAAGGUACGGUAUUGGCCUCUAUCAGGAGAUCUAGCAGUCUAAUAUUUGGGAGGUCUUGGUUGGUUUGCACCGUUUCCACUGUGAAGGAGAUGCAGUUUUUUCCAUACCUAUUAUGUUUUAAAUAUAUUUACAGAUAUAAUAGGUAAUACAGGUUGAGUCUCCCAUAUCCAAAAUGCUUAGGAUCAGAAGUACAGUAUAUUAGAUUUUUCUGUAUUUUGGAAUAUUUGCAUCCUAUAAUGAGAUCUCUUUGGGAUGGGACCCAAAGCUAAACACAAAAUGCAUUUGUUUUAUAUGCACAUUGCCUAAAGGUAAUUUUAUACAAUGUUUUUAAUAAUUUUGUGCAUGAAGCAGUUUUGUGUACACUGAACUAUCGGAAAGCAAAGGUGUCACUAUCUGUCAAAUAUAUUUAGAUUUCAGAA